Messenger RNA from Dentiscutata heterogama, 162 nucleotides. Lineage: Eukaryota; Fungi; Glomeromycota; Glomeromycetes; Diversisporales; Gigasporaceae. The record is from the annotation of a GenBank genome assembly.
AUUUUCGGUAUAACUGAAAUGAUUGAAUUCGAUAUCGAUAAUACUAAUGAAACUAUAGAUACCAGUUCAUUAAUAUCUCUUAAAGAAAUCUUAAAUUCUGAUUUGUUUAGGACUAAAGCAAUUAAAGUUGAUAUCAACAAUUUACAAGCCACUAAUGAAGUU